Peronospora matthiolae is the source of this 837-nucleotide messenger RNA. The record is from the annotation of a GenBank genome assembly. NCBI's taxonomy places the organism in Eukaryota, Oomycota, Peronosporomycetes, Peronosporales, Peronosporaceae.
AUGAAUAUGUUGGAUGAUGAAGAUGACCAAAGCUUUCACGCUACGCGUGACGGCUACUCCCAUUUGAGCAAUGUCGAAUGGGAUGCGGUUGAACGAAUGGGUUCGACCAUGGGCAUCCAUGCUGUUAGCGUCAUGCUAGAGGCUCUCAAUAGAAAUGCCCAACAUGCUACUAUCGCCAAGUUCAUUCAAAAUGAACUUAACGCUGAACGCGAGAAAGUAGCCUUGCUUCACCAACAAGGUUCUCAACAAUCAGAGUUGGAGAGAGAACAGGGUGCUCAACAGUUUGAACUGUUGAGACAGCAGCAGGCUGCUGCUGGUGGGUCGAUGCACUCGCGUCGACCCGAGACUUUGAAGAUUGACAUCUCUAAGUAUAGGGGAGUCGAAGAGGACUCCCCCUUGAGAUGGUUCGUCGAAUUAGACGACGCCAUAAGGGCGCGUCGCAUCGACGACGGGGGUAUGCAAGUUGCAUUUGCCCAGUCAAAUCUGGUAGGACGUGCCAAGACUUGGGCACUGGGGCUCAAGUUGCACGACCCAUAUGCGUUUGGGUCGUUGGAAGUCUUCAAGUCGCGGCUCAGACAAACGUUUGAACCGCCUAGAGCUGAGUUCAGGGCUCGAACUGAACUCUUGAAGCUCAAGCAGGGUAAGCGUGAUGGUCUUGCGGAUGGUCCCGUCAAGACUCACCUGUUCCGGCUUGAACUAGAUUCACUAGAACAAGCCAUUUCCAUUGCGGAGCAGGAAGACUUCAGUCUGAGACAGGCUCGCGCAGCUCGACAUCACAUCGUCCACCGAGACGAUAUGACAACGGAGGUCCAGAGCCGAUGGAACUCUAUUAUGUAG